GAGUAGCUCUGUGCUUUUCCUCCAUGACUUUUUCUUUUUCGUGCGUGGGUUCGUGCGCGCGCAUGUGACAUCACUGGUGGGACUGGCUGACUGGGGUGGAGAGUCUCCUCCACAGACUACAGAGGUACAAGGAGAGGAGGAGAGUAGAGGACGCAGGGAGAGUUUCCAUCAGCCACGGAGCUCAAAGCCGGGCCAAUAUCUCCACCACAUCCCGGAGGACUCGGGAAACUGCAGCGCCCCAUCCCACAAAGUGUCCAAACACCUGCAAUGGAAGGGGGCGUGGAGUGUCAAGAGUUUUAGAUCACAGUUUGACGGAAUGAAGUUUGGAAAAAGCAUCUGCGUGCUGAACGUAGGGGGAACCCGCUACGCCUUCACCCGGGAGGUGAUCAGGGAUUUCCCUCUCAGACGCGUCAGUCGCCUGCAUGCCUGCGCAACAGAGAAAGAGGUCCUGGAACUGUGCGACGACUACGACCGGGACCGGAAUGAGUUUUUCUUCGACCGCCACGCUCAGGCUUUCGUCUUCAUCAUGCUUUACGUGCGCUCCGGUAAACUCCGCUUUGUGCCCGGAGUGUGUGAGCUCUCCUUCUACACAGAGAUGCUCUACUGGGGGCUAGAGAGUGCUCACUUGGACUCCUGCUGCCAGAAGCGACUGGACGACAGGAUGUCCGAAAUCGGAAUGGACACUUUGUCGGAGGGCGAAAUUGGGGGGACCGGGGAUGAGUCCCAGAGCCCUGGUGACUCCGUAGAGCGCAGUGCGCUCGCGGGCCGCGAAAGAUGGCUUGAGAUGAUGCGCAAAGCAUUCGAGGAGCCAAACUCUUCCAUUGUUGCGCAGCUUUUGGCUUCAGUAUCCGUGAUCUUUGUGAUGGUGUCUAUGAUCAUGCUGUGCGCCAGCACCCUGCCGGACUGGGACACUGCCAAGAGAAACACUGUGGAGGAGCACAGGAUCGUGGAGGCCGUGUGCAUCGGUUGGUUCACAGCUGAGUGCAUAGUGCGCUUUCUGGUCGCCAGAAACAAGUGGGACUUCCUCCGUCGGCCCCUUAACAUCAUCGAUGUGAUCGCCAUCACACCCUACUAUGUCACCAUGGCGAUGGCCCGGGCAGGGAUGCCGGGUGCUGGGCUGGGCGUCGCUGGGGUCAUACUGCGUGUGCUGAGGAUGAUGCGAGUCUUCUGGCUCAUGAAACUGGCCAGACAUUUCCUGGGUCUGCAGACACUGGGGCUGACACUGAGACGCUGCUACAGGGAGAUGGUCAUGCUAAUGGUGUUUGUCUGUGUGGCCAUGGCAAUAUACAGUGCUCUGGCCCAGCUGCUGGAACACGGCUUGGACUUGGGCACACAGAACCAGGAUUAUGCCAGCAUCCCGGCCGCCGCCUGGUGGGUCAUCAUCUCCAUGACGACAGUGGGAUAUGGAGAUGUGUACCCUGUGACAAUCGGGGGACGGGUGCUCGGGGGAAUGUGCGUCGUCAGUGGCAUUGUCCUCCUGGCACUUCCCAUCACGUUCAUCUACCACAGUUUUGUACAGUGCUACCAUGAAGUCAAAUUCCGCUCUGCACGAUGCACACGCAGCCUGUCAGCAGAGAUACUGCGGUAAACAUUUCUACUAUACAUCUGUGAAUUUACUGUCAACAGAAAGACACUCAACAAACCAGUGAUGCUGAUCCCAUUGUGAAAUGAUGGUUAACCUUUCUUGUCACUUGAGUUAUUUUAAUACAAACUGAAAGCAGCAGUCAACCACCAGCACGUACCUCUGUUGGUGGUAAAAAAAAACAUUAUAAAUAAAAGGCUUUGGAAUUAUUGGCCUAAAUCCCACUUGAUUUGCAAUGUCAUUAAAAUGUCCUUGGUAAUGUAUUGUCUUGGUUACUUGUUUCAAGUCUGUUUCACCAGAACAUUGUGUCCAUUUUGUUAAUUAUUAUCUACCAUCUAAAAGGAGCCUGAAUGCAAGUCAUCUUUGUCCAGGUUAAAAAAAAAUGUAACGUGAAUUUAGGAACAAAGGAAUUGGUUGCCCUACAGUGAUGUCUUAUGUAGGGUCUGCAUUUUUGCAGAACUGUAUUUUCAUAAUCUACCUUCAAAGAUAUUCAUCAAUUCAACAAUUCCUUCAAAUCUUUGCUGAAUACAGGAAAGAGGAAGUGGAAAUUUCCUCACAGCAUCAACAAUGACUGAAGUAAUGACAAUUGCACUUGAGUUUUGUCCCAGCUGACUUCAACAUAACAGCUGCUGAUUUGCUAUUCAAACAUUUCAGUACAAUGUUGAUUAUGCCUUGUUGUUUUUUUAUUUUAUUUUGCAGUGUAAUUCAUCUUCAUCCUAUCCUAACCACUAAGUCUGUAUUGUUACCAAAAUAAGAUUUUUAUGUGUGGGGAAUUUUUGUGUUGCGUUCAAAACAAACCAACAGUGUGGCCUUGUUGAAGUGCUUUUAAACCUCAAAUUUGACAUUUUCUUGUCAUGCUCAAAUAAAUAUUUAAACACACAUAAAAAGCGACAGCCCCUUGUAUGGUCACACAUUGUUCAGAGCUUGUCAAGCGUCUGUUUGUUUGCCGUCGUCUUUCAGCCGUGCCUGUCUCACUGACAUCAUGGUUUGAACAGAAUAAUGGGAAUACAGACGUUAUUAUUUAUUAAACACACACACACGCAGUCAGUCCAGUUUUGACAGCGGCUGCUGUUUAUAUUGUAUUCCCAUGGUUACAAUAAUGGCAGGGAAGGCAGCUACUUUGUCUGCUGCGUCACACGCUAAAUGUACAUGUAUGUAUGUGUUUUUGUAUGUGUUGUUAUGACCAUUGUCCAACCGUUAUGCCUAGAUCAAUAAUCUUCAACUGAUCUUCAAAUCUGGCUCGCCAAACCGUUAAAUCCAGCCCGCUACUGGAUUCCAAAUCUGUGAGCGUCAAAAAGAAAAUACUGAGUGGUCCCCACUAUUAAAGCAACUGAAAUAAAACAACUACUGAGACACAAAUAACUAUCAUUAUCCACACCAUUUUUGGCUUUAUUUAUAUUCCGUUAGACCAAAUUAGAUAUGUAUUUAAUUUUAUUCGAGCAUCUCCCAUGUGUUUGACAAAUAAAUGGUAUAGAUGGCACAGUGCUGAUGCGAGACCUAGAUGCGUUCGGUAUAGCCCUAGAAAUGAGAAAUAAAUAAAGUGAGAGUGAAAAGUGGAUUAGGAAGGGUAUCUAGGGGUUUAUUGUGUACAGGUAGGUCAAGCAAGAAGAGAUUAGAUACAAAAACCAAGAUAGACCACAGUGAAUUGUGAGGUACUUUGUAUUUCCGUGUCUCCAAGGCAACCUCGUCCUCCGGCACGUCAAUCAUAAUGGAGGUUGAUAUGUGUGCACACAAAUAGGCCACAUCCUGCGACUCUCCUGGUUUGCAUGAAGCAAUUUUUAUCUUGUAAUUAAACGGGGGAAAAGUGCCUCCAUUCCCUUAAUGAAAACAGACAGGUGUGUGUGGGGUGGGAGGGCAGCUGAGCAGCAUGGGCAGUCACAGACGACGACUCCGAGAUUUGUGAUUCAGACAUGUUUGCAGUGGCCUUGGUUAGCCAAGAUGAUAUGAUUUGUUGAAGAGACACAUGAUCCAAACAAACAAGUCAACACCUCUCCCACACAACAGCCUUUCUCUGCAUCUCCUCGCAUCUUUCUUCUGUUGCUGUUAUCCGUCUUUUAGUACAAAUGUGCACUUCUAGCACAGGCACAUACACACACACCCAUAAGGACAUACACACAAGAGGGUGUCAGCCUGUUCUAAAAUUUAAAGGCUGUGUUUUUCCCCGUAAACUUUGUGGACAUGUGAGAGUUUACAACAUAAAAGCACAACAUUCAUAUUUCAGUAUUCAUGUUGUAUUGUUGUUGUAUUUUUAGUUGUGUUAUUGUGACAAUGUAAAAGAUUAUGGUGUUUUUAUAACUUUGUUUACACCAAAUCAUUUCAACUCAUUUGGCGGAGUUUAUGGCUCAGCUAAUUUUUGGCCCAUUCUGAUUGAAAAUUAAAACCAUUUUCAUCAGUUGUCUUUGGAAUUACCUUUUAAUUAAUUUUAGAGAUAGGUUUGGUUUCACAAUAAAAAAAUUGAGAUUUCUGGAUGUAUUAUUGUACAGAGUACAAAUCAAACAUUAGAAAAGAUUAGAAAAGAUGUGAAUCAUCAGGCACAAAAGUGAAUAUGUGAUAGUUACAAAAACACACCUGGAGUUAUAAUGUCUCCAAUGCUAUGUAAUCACAUUCAUGAACUAAAUGCACAAUACAAUUAUUGUUUACAGAUAUCACACAC
This is a messenger RNA of Cynoglossus semilaevis (tongue sole), 4235 nucleotides long. RefSeq names its product potassium voltage-gated channel, subfamily G, member 3 (gene kcng3). The coding region runs from base 317 to 1588 and encodes 423 amino acids. Gene Ontology annotation, biological process: potassium ion transmembrane transport; action potential; protein homooligomerization. Lineage: Eukaryota; Metazoa; Chordata; Actinopteri; Pleuronectiformes; Cynoglossidae. The record is from RefSeq and is a predicted model, not a curated record. Gene Ontology annotation, molecular function: protein binding; delayed rectifier potassium channel activity. Gene Ontology annotation, cellular component: membrane; voltage-gated potassium channel complex. The transcript has 2 exons.